CAGAUUUCCGAUAUCCUAACGUUUCAUCAGAGUAAACAUGUUUUUGCCCUAUAUGCGAUUUAUGCAUGUGUAAAAUGUAACAAAAACGAAAGACCUACGUUUUAAUUAGAAUUGUGAGGACAUGAACGGAUUAACUGCGUUGUUUAUAAAUUAAAUAGUUAAACAGGCAUUUGAAGUAAAACUAAAAUUAAAGUAGAAAGGGUUUAAAGAAACUCGACUUUAUUCAGUGUAUGAGUUCGUGCUUAUUGAACAAUGUGGGGUAGUAGUGCAAGAGUUUCUCGAUGGAUCGACAGGAUGCUGAGUCCCCGGGGACUUUCCCCCUGGGUCAGACCUGCGGAGUUCCAGAGUAACGUGUAUAUCCCCUGGUCGUGGGUCGCAGUCAAAGUGCGUAUCCCCUGGUCGCGGGUCGCAGUCAACAGAUGCUAUGCUACUGCGACCACAGCUGAUCCUCAAAAGAAACCAGACAUGUUUUGCUACCAAUGCGAACAAACGAAAGCCCGUAAGGGGUGUGUCAAGGUGGGUGUGUGCGGCAAGUCCCCCCAGGUGGCGGCUCUACAGGACCUCCUCGUGUACGCGCUCUCGGGCCUCGCCAUGCAUGCGACACGGGCGCACGCGUUGGGAGUGUGGAACUCGGACGAGUGUGAUAAGUUCUUCCAGAGCGCCCUCUUCAGUACCCUGACGAACGUAAACUUUGACCCGGAACGCUUUCCGGCGUACAUCUUUCGGGCGGUCCAGUUCCGAGAAGAAAUCCGCGCCGCAUUACUAGAAGACUCGAUGCGCACCAAGCGGCCAUUUGACGAGAAACUGCACCACGGACCGGCAGUGUGGACGCCGAAGAAAGGUUUCAAGGACAUCGACUUUCUUGAGAGUGAAGGUCGUGCUGUGGGAGUGCUUGAGGACCAGGCGGUGUUCGGACCAGACGUGAACGGGGUCCGCUACCUUACCAUUUAUGGCAUAAAGGGACUGGCUGCGUACGCAUCGCACGCCGCGGCACUCGGAGAGGUCGAUCCUUGGGUCCCGAAAUUCAUGUACCAGGCGUUCGACUUCCUUGUGAGUGCCGAUCCGGACGAGCAGCAUGAUCUUGGCGCCAACCUCAAACUGGCGCUCAAGGUCGGCGAGACGAAUCUCAGGGUGAUGGAGCUGCUUGAUAAGGGGCACCGCCGGAUGUUUGGCGUACCGGAACCGGCUGAGAUCAGCACCAAGCCCGUGCCCGGAAAAUGUAUCAUGAUUUCCGGACACGACAUGAUGGACUUGUACCAGCUGCUUCCGAUGGCGGCGACCGCCGGAAUCAACGUGUACACGCAUGGAGAGAUGCUACCCGCACACGGAUACCCGGGCCUACGCAAGUUCAAAAGUCUUGUCGGUCAUUUCGGAGGCGCCUGGCAGAACCAGAAGAUGGACUUCGCGCUGUUUCCGGGCCCGGUGCUCGCUUCGACGAACUGCGUGGUGGAGCCGCUGCGGUCGUACCGAGACCGCCUAUACACGCUCAACGACACCGGCAUCAACGGCGUGAAACACCUCGAUCUGCACGACUCCGAUCAGAUGAAGCGCCUGAUAGAGCAUGCGAAGUCAUGUGAUGGCUUUGACGAAGCAUUGAUCAGCAAGUUUGAUCCCAAGACGUUAACGGUCGGAUUUGGAAGGGAGGCCAUAACGCAACACGCAGCUACGGUGCUGAACGCCGUUGCUAAAGGAGAGCUGCAGCGCGUGUUUGUAAUCGGCGGCUGUGACGGCUCGGAGCACAAGCGCAACUACUUUACAAACCUGGCAAAAUCACUUCCGGUCCAAACGCUCAUCCUCACGAUGGGCUGCGCUAAAUACCGACUCAAGGAUCUCAACUUCGGAAAUCUCGGAAACACCGGGAUACCGCGCGUUCUCGACAUGGGGCAGUGUAACGAUAGCUACGGAGCGAUCAUGGUCGCCAAGGCGCUCGCAGCUGCGCUCAACACGGACAUUAACAGCCUGCCGCUGUCCAUAUCGCUCUCCUGGUUCGAGCAGAAGGCCGUCGCCGUCCUGCUGUCCUUGCUCAGUCUAGGCGUUAAGAACAUCCGGAUUGGGCCGGUACUACCGGCGUUCCUUACCCCAAAUGUCCUGCAAGCCCUAAAGGACCAGUACGGACUCGAACCCGUGGACAUCCGCCACCCCGAGGAUGACAUGCACCAUAUGAUGGACGAGCAUAAGUGAACAUUUUCAAGUCGUACGACUACGACGGUCGAACUUAGUCUGACCAAACUUAACACAUUAUCCACAUGUAUGCGAAUGUUUGUUUAUCAAAGGUUUUACAUGUAUUUUAAUUUGUUCCACGUUGAAGACUUAAGAUGCACAUUUAGCUUUAUAUAAGAAUGUUUGUAGCGAUAUGACCUGGCAUUUACGACACUGCUUUAAUGCAGUUUGAGAUGCACUCAGUUUUGUUGUAUACAUCAAUCUUGUCUACUUUUACCCGCUUUACUAAUCAUUUGUGUUGGCGUUUUAUCAAGAUUGAAUAUCGUAGCGAUUGUUAUUGUCAAUUAAAACGUGAAGUAAUUAAAAGGAAUUUGUUAACAGAAGUUUCAUAAGGCACAGAUCGUGGUCAUGGUUUACAUAUCAACCACAGUUAUCGCAACGAGCACCGUCCUAGGUGAUUGAAAUCAAAUGAAUUUAUUUCUAAAUAAAUGUGGUUGAAGAUGUUCAUAACAUGAACAGAUUUAUUAACAAAUCAAUGACUAUUUUUAUGACGUGAUGUUGCUUAAGCUUCACAAAGACUCCGAUAGUUUACAAUAUGUAUGGUACUUAAGUAAAAAAUGUCAACAACAUAGUUGUCACUGAUAAAAUCAAUAACUUAUUGCAUGAACAAAUCAAUCUCGAAAUGUUUCAUAUAUGUUAUUCGUUGCUUAUUGUUUGUAAUCACGUAUUGCUUUGAACCGUUAUUCUUGUUUUUUAUAAAGCUGUAUGUACAUUAAAUUUCUGAUAUAUGCCUUCAAAUGUUCCAUGUAGUUCUCUUCAGUAGAAUUGUGACUCCCCCUACAUGUAUUCGCUUAGACUCGGGAAGGAGUUGGCAAUAGUCCCUUAAAGGGACCUUUUAAUACAUUUUGGCAUAUAAUGAACUUUGUCAUGUAUUGCUUUAAAUAAAUAAAUGUAAACAUUGGAACUAAAUAGCUACAGAAAAUUUGUAACUGAAAACAACCUGAAACGGCGAAGUGUCGCCAAGUGGGUUGAAAGUAACAUCGAGGAGUAAUGCUCUUUUCAUAUUCAAUUGAGCAAUUAAAAGACUAAUAAUCCAAAUGUUACUAUUAAAUAUUGUUAAGUUGUGUGCGUAAUAUCUUAAUUUGAAAUAACCAUUACUGGCUGUGUGUUAUUUAGGUGUAUGCAUUAAACUAGUAUAUACUGCUUACCAUAUACAUGAAUUCAUGUUAAGUGAAUGUAUAUUUGGUGGUUUCCGUUAUUAUAGCAACCAUUUAAAAACAUUUAUUUACACCUCAACUUUGUAAAUAAAAUGAUUCAAAAUGUCCCCAUUACAUAUUGUUUUGUGAUUAAAAACAAUUUCGUUCAAUUAGCCAUUAUCGUGUUUGUGGUUUAAGUGUAUGUUUUAAACUAGUAUAUACUGCUUGCUAUAUAUGUAUUUCAGGUUUAUAUAACAUGUAUUUUAGUGGAUAAAGUUACUAUAGCAAACAUGUUAUAACGUUUAUUUUCACAUCAACUUUGUUAAUAUGUUGUUUUUGUUUUAGUGCAAGGGACGACUGUAUCUUUGUUGACCGUUUGUUAAGAUUUUUGUUUGAAACUUGACAUGUUACUGCACAUUAACAAUGUCCUUUAUAAGUGCAAUACUGGACAUUGUAGUUAUUAUGUUAAAUAUAAACAGUUGCUACAGAAAAAUCCAUAUUUGUUGAUAUAUUCCUGAGAGUAUAAUGACUGCGCUCAAAAAUUGUCAACUGAUAAAUGUUAAGUUUCGAACACUCAAUUAAUACGUAUUUGUCUCAGCAAAAAUGGUAACCAUUGAUACGGAGGUUUAAGAAUGUAAAUUGCUAUGCUAACAAUUCACAUUUGAUUUUUGUAUUGACAAUUAUAUGUAUUGUUCUUAAUAUUGCUUGUUGACAUACUUAAAUAAUUGACGCAUGUAGCAUUAAUAUCUUAUUAUGUAAAAAUGGGUAUGUGUGAAUGUGUUGCCUUGGCAACCAUACCAUUUAUGUUGUACCGGUUUUAAUACAUGUUUUCAAAACUAUACACAUUAAAUAAUUAUUUCAUGUAA
This is a messenger RNA of Dreissena polymorpha, 4222 nucleotides long. Its product is annotated as hydroxylamine reductase-like. Gene Ontology annotation, biological process: response to hydrogen peroxide. The transcript is spliced from 9 exons. The record is from RefSeq and is a predicted model, not a curated record. NCBI's taxonomy places the organism in Eukaryota, Metazoa, Mollusca, Bivalvia, Myida, Dreissenidae. The coding region runs from base 253 to 2181 and encodes 642 amino acids. Gene Ontology annotation, cellular component: cytoplasm. Gene Ontology annotation, molecular function: hydroxylamine reductase activity; peroxidase activity; iron-sulfur cluster binding.